GUAUUAAAGCUGUUAUUUUUUUUAAAUAUAAUAAAAUGAAAUAUAAUCCUGGUUGAUCACAUGGAUUAAUUGGCCGUAUGUGUGUGCUGGAUUUUGUAUAUUGGAUUUUUUUAGUGCUCUCAUCAGGCAAUUAAGACUAGAAGGUCACACAAAAUCUCUUGUUAAUCUGGGUUUUCAGCACUCAGGUAGCAUGUACGAAAUCCAUUAUUUGACAGUGCACACACAACCACACACACACCCACACACACUUACACAGAAAGCCCCACCUACUGCAGCUUUGACGUGUUCUCUACAGGACGUCAUCAUGUGACUUCAACUCAUAACAUCACUCCUCUGUGGGGUUUGGAAUUUGGUGAGUAAUUGGUUUCUCCUUCAGUCCUCUUCCAUGACAAACCGGAACGUACCACCUCCACUGCGUGCCAGCCAAAUGUGCGAGGGAACGGUUCGACUCCGAGACGCCUCUGCACUACCUGACGGUGCCGUGUAUGGACAGCUUCCUCCCAAAUGAAGUUGAUUGGGAGGUGAGUGGGCUCAGCUGUCCCUGAUGAGAUGCCUCCAGCUGGGUCCCUCUUCUUCAACUCCACCCUGCGUCUAUGCAGCCUCAGACUUCUUCCGUUGUUCACUCUGAGAUAUUGUCUCCAAGGACAAGUUUGUAACAUUACGAUGAAGCCACAAUGGACGUCUUUAAUUCCGUAGACUUCACCUUCACAUAGCGACGCCGGUGGGUUCAUUGAUUAUCGGUUCAUCGCACCAUCAAUUUCAGUCUCCAGCACUCAUACAUGAGUGUGAGAAUCUGCCCUGAGGACAUCACUACCAGCUAGUGACCAGACGGUAGAAGUGCAGCUGUUUAAGGAUGGGGGCUCCAGCAGGACCACUGAUGGGUGUCUUCAGCUCUACCACUGCCUCUGUGGACAUCAGUGGCUGGAUGACCUGGCCUGGGAACACCACUAUAAGCCUAAACCAGAGCUUGCUCUGGACCGACCCCAGCACCAACCUGUCCUCCACCUCGUCUUCCAGUCAGGGCAUAGCCAGGCAAGCCAUCAAAGAGAAGAACUGGCCAGCACUUCUUAUACUCAUCAUCAUCCUGCUUACCAUAGGAGGGAACAUUCUCGUUAUUAUGGCCGUGUCGCUGGAGAAGAAGCUGCAGAACGCAACUAAUUUCUUCCUGCGGUCUUUGGCUGUAGCAGACAUGUUGGUGGGCAUCCUAGUAAUGCCCAUCUCCCUCAUCAACAUCCUGUAUGACUAUGCGUGGCCGCUUCCUGAAGCUCUGUGCCCGAUCUGGAUCUACCUGGAUGUGCUUUUCUCCACGGCCUCCAUCAUGCACCUGUGUGCCAUCUCUCUGGACCGCUACGUGGCUAUCUGCAACCCCAUCCAACACAGCCGCUUCAACUCCCGCACCAAAGCCAUGCUGAAAAUCGCCGCCGUCUGGACCAUCUCUAUAGGUAUCUCUACGCCUAUUCCUGUGAUCGGGCUCCGCAACACAGAUAAAGUCUUUGUAAACGGAAGCUGUAUGUUGAACGAGGAGCGCUUCGUGUUGGUCGGCUCCUUCGUCGCUUUCUUCAUUCCUCUUGUCAUCAUGGUGGUCACAUACUGUUUAACGGUCCAAGCCCUUCAGCGUCAAGCCUCUGUCUUCCUGUAUGAGGCUAAAGCCUCUUCCCAGCAGCCCUUGCAGCCAUCAGCCGCAUCCUCGUCUCAGCUGGCUCCGCCCCCUGUCCCCUCCCGUCGUAGCAGCCUGAACUGUCUACGGAUGGGGAAUUCGCUGAGCCCAUCGACACCCGACAGCAUUUCCAUGGUGGCUGGCUCAGAGGCACCGUCUCAGCUCAGCUCUCCGGCUGUAUCCCACGGCCGUCGUGGCAUGAUGCAGGCCAUCAAAAACGAGCGGCGGGCCUCCAAGGUCCUGGGUGUUGUGUUCUUCCUCUUCCUGCUCAUGUGGUGCCCAUUCUUCAUCACUAACGUGUUGUCUGUGCUGUGUCGUGGCGCAUGCAAUGAUCCCCUGCUCUCUGACCUGCUUAACGUAUUUGUGUGGGUGGGCUACAUCUCCUCGGGUGUGAACCCUCUGGUGUACACUCUCUUCAAUAAGACCUACAGGCGUGCCUUCUCCAGCUAUAUGCGCUGCCGGUACAGCGGAGUCCGACUCAAGCCUGUGGCCAUUCAUGUUCCAUGCCCAUCUCAAGCCGCCGUCACGCCGCUUCUAAUUUGCGUAGACGUUGACCGGAACAGUAACUGCCGCAAUGGAGACGGUAACACAAUUCAGAAACUGGAGCUGCCUGACAUUGACACUCAUCUUGGGAUAGAGAUGCAAACAGGAGUGUCGGCGCUAUCCGUCAACAGCUGCCAUACUCUGGCAGAGCACACCAGCAGUGUUUGAUUCACUAUGACUGAGCUGUCUGCUGUAGCAUGGCCACCAGGAUCAUCUCUGUGUGUCUGUGUUCUCCUUUUUUUUACUCAAGGAAGCGCCACCCCAAUGGAACCCGCACCAGCACCGGGGCUGGCGGUCACCACACUGUAGAAUGUAUGCUGGUGGAGCACGAGGGGGAUCAUUUACAGCAUCAGGGACUAACCUGGUUCACAUGCAUUAAGACAAUCCAGGACACUGUGUGGGAGUUUUAAAAAAACAAUCUAUAUGAUGAUGUGUUUGAACAGGUUCAGAUAUCUGAAUGCCAUAAAGUGUUGCAUGGCUUAAUCUAGUUUUUCAAUAAAACAAUAUAGAACAGUGAGAAUAAGCAACGUGGCUUCCAAAGAGAGAGCUCCAGCUCCCUCAUGUGGUUCUUUACAAAAAUGACAGAUGGCGUCUGAGAUGCGAGAAUAAGGAGGCUGACCUACAUUCACCACCCCCCCCCAAAAAAAAACAAAAAAAAACUAUCAGGCGUUAAAUUAUCUACACCAAGUCCAUCAAAGCUUGGGAAUAAAUGAUGUUUUCAUUACAUACAUGACAUAUGUUUGUAUCCAUAUACCUUUCAAUCAUUGGUGGGUAACAGCCUAGGACUAUCUAUGCAUAAUAAUCAAUGCAUUUUGGAAAAGCAGGAUCUGGAGCGUUUUAUUUCACAUAAUAACCCGGCAGAGUAGAAGUGAAAAGGCCUAAAGAAGUCCUGAGAUGGUCUCAUAACCCACAAACCCACCUGUAAUUGUGUAUCCUUGGCAAAUCUGUAGAAUGGAAUGCAGUUCAAAUCUUAAAGAUCAUUUCUAAUCAAAGCAUGCAGUGUGUUGGCUAUCUACAGUACGGCAUCAGAGCUGUGCUUCAAGUCAUAAUGUCAAAGGUUUGAGACGUGGUUUAGAUGUACGUAGAAAAAAAAACGUUACACUGUCAAAGGUUACUUCCUGAAUCAAUGCAAGAAUAGUUGGAGAAUUCUCUCUGAUUGUCAGUUUUCUAGUGGUGUUAGCAAUGAAGUGCAAACACUCAGCAGAACUACACCGAAUGCAUGACCAGAAACGUGAUUUCUGCUGUAGGGUGAUGAAAAGCCACAUCUCAAACAGCGAAACCUAAUCUGUCAGAUCCAAACCAUGUGUUCAGAGGAGCUAUAGUCGUGUGUUGUUGUGUAAAAAUGCUGUAAAUGCUUGUUGUUUUGUGAGUGUGUAGAAUUUUAGUACUCAGUAUAUAUUAAAGACCCUUCAUUCAAACUGCCAUUUUAUACCAAAACCUGUGAAUGUUUGUUCAAAUCACUUCUCAAUCAUUUACACAACCUUUUUUUGUGAUGCUGCUAUUUAUUUAAUAA
Messenger RNA from Hemibagrus wyckioides, 3713 nucleotides. It is a transcript of the gene htr2cl1, whose product is annotated as 5-hydroxytryptamine (serotonin) receptor 2C, G protein-coupled-like 1. NCBI's taxonomy places the organism in Eukaryota, Metazoa, Chordata, Actinopteri, Siluriformes, Bagridae. The record is from RefSeq and is a predicted model, not a curated record. The coding region runs from base 854 to 2368 and encodes 504 amino acids. The transcript is spliced from 6 exons. Gene Ontology annotation, cellular component: plasma membrane; dendrite. Gene Ontology annotation, molecular function: G protein-coupled serotonin receptor activity; neurotransmitter receptor activity. Gene Ontology annotation, biological process: chemical synaptic transmission; G protein-coupled receptor signaling pathway, coupled to cyclic nucleotide second messenger.